This is a messenger RNA of Pelmatolapia mariae (spotted tilapia), 2837 nucleotides long. RefSeq names its product cholinergic receptor, nicotinic, alpha 5 (gene chrna5). Gene Ontology annotation, biological process: synaptic transmission, cholinergic; regulation of membrane potential; nervous system process. Gene Ontology annotation, molecular function: acetylcholine receptor activity; acetylcholine-gated monoatomic cation-selective channel activity. The coding region runs from base 192 to 1616 and encodes 474 amino acids. NCBI's taxonomy places the organism in Eukaryota, Metazoa, Chordata, Actinopteri, Cichliformes, Cichlidae. The record is from RefSeq and is a predicted model, not a curated record. The transcript has 8 exons. Gene Ontology annotation, cellular component: plasma membrane; synapse; neuron projection.
GUGAAGCAGCAUCUGUGUAAGGCGAGAGAAAGAACCUGCAUGUAAUGGAGGAGCAGUACAGCAGCACUGCCGCUGUUGUUUGGACACUAACUACCUUCACAUCCACUGUUAAUCACUCUUAAUGGGACAGACUCAGAGCAGCUCUGGGAUGCCCAAGGUACCAGCUGCGUGGAUCGAGUGCCACCUCUGAUAUGAUGUGGAGAGCAGGAGGGGCAGCCACCUCUCUCACACUGCUGCUGCCAUUGGUGUGCUGGUGCUACCUGUGCCACUCACUACGUAUUCCAAAACUCUCCUCCUACGCAAAAGCAGAAGACAAACUAUUCAAAUAUCUCUUUAAAAACUACCAGAAAUGGGUUCGUCCAGUGGAAUACCUAAACCAGACAAUCCGUGUGAGGUUUGGACUAGCUAUUUCCCAGCUAGUUGAUGUGGAUGAGAAAAACCAGUUAAUGACAACUAAUGUUUGGAUGAAACAGGAAUGGACUGACAUGAAACUCAGAUGGAAUCCUGAUGAAUACCUGGGCAUCACAUCGAUCCGUGUCCCCUCAGACAGGCUAUGGCUGCCGGACGUUGUACUGUAUGAUAAUUCUGAUGGACGCUUUGAGGGAACUAUCACCAAGGCCGUUGUGAAGUACAAUGGCACAAUAUUGUGGACACCACCAGCCAACUACAAGUCAGCCUGCACCAUUGAUGUCACCUUCUUUCCUUUUGACCUCCAGAACUGCUCAAUGAAGUUUGGCUCCUGGACCUAUGAUGGCUCCCAGGUGGACAUAAUUCUGGAGGACUUCCACGUAGACAAGCAGGACUAUUUUGACAAUGGUGAAUGGGAGAUAGUGAAAGCCACAGGCAGCCGUGGUCUGAGGACUGAUGGCAGUUCUUCCUAUCCCACCAUUACCUACUUCUUCAUUAUCCGCAGGUUGCCUCUUUUCUACACCCUCUUUCUCAUCAUUCCCUGCAUUGGCUUGUCCUUUCUUACCAUUCUUGUUUUCUAUCUGCCUUCAAAUGGUGGUGAGAAGAUCUCUCUCUGCACCUCAGUGCUGGUGUCGCUUACUGUCUUCCUCCUGGUCAUUGAGGAGAUCAUCCCCUCCUCUUCAAAAGCAAUCCCACUCAUUGGGGAGUACCUGGUCUUUACCAUGAUCUUUGUCACACUUUCCAUCAUUAUUACUGUCUUUGCCAUCAACAUCCACCACCGCUCUUCUUCUACACAUCACAGUAUGGCACCCUGGGUGAGGAAAAUCUUCCUGCAUCGACUUCCUAAAUUGUUAUGCAUGCGCAGCCAUGUGGAUCGUUAUGCCACAGCUGGAGUAGCCAGGGCUAGAGAAGCGGUGGGACUGGAAGGGAUAAAGAGCUCGACACCUGAGCUCACUCAGCUCCUCUACACUCGACACAACCUAGAAGCUGCUUUGGAGUCUAUUCGCUACAUUACCAUGCAUGUGGUUAAAGAAAAUCAGGUCAGAGAGGUUGUUCAAGACUGGAAGUUUGUAGCCCAGGUUCUGGAUCGAAUGUUUUUGUGGGCCUUCCUCUUGGUGUCAGUCCUUGGUUCUGCUCUCCUCUUCAUCCCAGUUAUUUACAAAUGGGCCAGUAUCAUUGUCCCUAGCCAUGCUGGAAGUAUCCUCUAAUAACCACAGUUAGACUAACCACAAAUUGAAGCAAAGCACAUAAACAGCUACUUCUAGUCAUAUUUGAGAUAUGAUUAUAGUCCUGCUCGGGGUUAUUCUGUUUGCUAUAGGUGUGCCAGAGCUGCACAGCUACAGCUUUGGGUGCCUUGUUUGCAGAGUGGAGAGAAACAGGCUUUGUCUCAAAUCCAUAACAUGUACUGUUCCUAUGUAGGCUUUCAGUAUACAGUUAAUUGAUACUGGAAUAAUGAACAAACAUGUACUCAGAGUAGACAUAUAUACUGAAUACUAUCAAUUUGUAAAUGUGUCUAUGAUGAACAAUAUUUUUCAACAAAGCACAACUGAAACAUAAAAACCCUUAAAAAAUCUUUAGGGAAAGGGUAUAAUAUGAGACUUAGUGUGUAGCAGAGUACAUAAUCACUGUGUAGGAUGAAUUUGGUUUUAAUCUAAAUUUUGCAUUUGAGAUUAAAUAUUACUUAGAGAAGAUCAUCUGCAUUUCUGUCCACAUUUCACAUAUAAAUAAAUAACAGUACAAUAUGAUACAUGCAUUUGGCCUUGUCUGUUUACUGGCAUCAUUGAGUGGAUUUAUUGUUGGUUCUGGAAAAAGCUCAAUACAAUAUGGCAAGAACAAAUCCCAGAGAUUCCCAUAAAUCCCUUCAUGAGGACAUGAGAAAAAGCAUACCCCAUGAAGGCACUGGGACACAUUUUAAGCUUUAUGUACUAGUUUUUGAUGAUCUUUUGAACUGUAGAACAUAAUCAUGAUUCUCACUUUUACACAGUAUGCUCCUAUCAGCAAUGUCAGAUUCAUUAGUAGUUUAAAAAUAGACUAUUCUUGCAGGUAAACACGAAAUCUGACAAGGUGCACAACUUUGAAAGAGAACAGCUCGUCUUGGUAAAUAAAAGAUCAGCAUUUCUCCACAAUUUCCUUGAAUUCCUUUGCCUUUUAGAAGGCUACAGUUAUAUGACCACAAUAGAUACAAUUAUUAUUAUGCUGACUGCAUGUGGAUCAGUUAUGUCCUUAUAUGGAAACAUUGUCAUUUAAAUAGUUUCUUUAUUCAUUCUACCUCGCCCUCUUUGAAAAAGAGCAGACUUUCUUGCCAGGACUUGAAUUUCGCAGCACUUCCUUUCACCUUGAGGACAUUUACUGCAUACUUUGUGGAGACUGUAAGACAAUCCAUGGACGCAGCACAAAAGACGCUUCAGGGACGGGAUGUUUUUAUUUCA